AUGAUUGCUCGACGACACCAGGUGCACCAGGCUUGCCAGCGUUGUCGAGGUAAACGAAUCAAGUGCGAUGGGGGUGAUCCAUGCCAGAAGUGCAGCAAGGCUCAGCAGGAAUGUGUGUUUGAUCAUUCGCGGCGCGAGACGAAAGGCGAGCUUCGAGCCCAGAUCGAACACCUAAAGCGGCAAAACGAGGAAAACGCGCAGCUCCUGAGCGCCCUGUCGACGGCAGACAAGACUCAGCACCCGGCCGCCGCCCCGGGGCGCGCGAGGGCCAGUCCGACGAAACAAACGCAGCCGACGCAGCAAGUGCCGGCCUCGGCCGCUUCCCAGGAGCCCGAUGGCCAUGGGAAGCAGGAAGAUGACGGGAGACACUCCCCGUCGACUCGACGUCCGUCUCAGACCGAGUCCUCGACGGCGUCAAGCUCCGAGGAGGUGCUUCUGUGUCCGCACUGUCACAAAGCGCUGCCGUGGUCCCUGUCACGCAGCAUCGGCAUCGGCAGGGCGGGAGAUGUCGACUCGGCACCGUUGAUGUCGACGCCUGGCUCGCCGUUCGAGUGCUCGAUACCCCUGAACAUCCACGAAAGGCACGAACCGGAAAUGAACAUGUAUAUGGGACCGCACGUGCUGGUAGAUGGGUGGACGAGCACCGGGUGGACCGUGACGGAUGUGCGAAGCCUCCUCGAUAAGUUGGCCAAGUGGGAUUACCUUUCCUUCUGCCUCUUAUCCAGACAGGCCUUCCUGCAUGAUUACCACUCUGGGUCCAGCCGGUAUUGCUCCUCCGCCCUCGUCAAUGCGCUCCUUGCCCUCGCCGUACGGGUUGUGGAUGAGAGGCAGGAUGAAGACACGGCACCGAGUCGGCCCGGAGUCGUUUCGAGCCGGGACCUCUUUGAUGAGGCCGAGGGCAUAAUCCGCAGCGAUGCCGUGGCGUCGAGAAGCCUUCCUGGCAUACAGACCCUCGGCGUUCUCGCCCUGUACCAGAUCAGCUGCGGCAAGCAGGCAGAGGCCCGGAAGCUCGCCGACGCCUUCGCUGACGGCAUGAAGAACCUGCGUCGCCGGGCACGGACGGGAGGAAGCCGGAACGUCAACAAGGGUGAUGAGGAGGAGGAGCACUCGUACGCCAGGGUGCUGACGGAGACGUACCGCGGUGCCAUCUUCCUGAUGCGCAUCCUCUGGUUGACCACAGGCCAGCUCCCCGACGGCCCGUACGGCGACAGCCCGUGCCCGGAUGACGGCGUAUUCCUCGAUCAGCCGUCGUCGGCCGGCUUGAGAGCACCAGCAAGCGGCCGCGACGGCGAGAAAAGGCAAAACGACGCCAACGAAUCUCCACGUGACGGUUUGCUGCUCAUACCGGCCAAGAUAUUCCAACUCACCGAAUGGGUCUACAAGCUGCUAGUGACGGCACACGUCCCGUCGGCCGAGAUUCUUGCCGUCUACACCAAGUGCCUCGACUGGUACGACAGCUUCUUCGCGCUACUGGCUGGCGGCAGCGACAGGCCCGUCGUCCCCAUUGUCCACAUGUACUAUCAGUUCUGCCUGCUCUGUCUCUUCCGACCCUUUGCCAACAUGAGCCUCAGCGACGGCGACAUCGAGCCACGGGUGAUCUGUCUGCAGGCGGCGCACUCGACCCUCGUUCUGGCCCAGUCGUACCGCCGUCUCUUUACCCUUCGCCGAGUCUCGGUCUUCCUACCGCUCUUUGUCUGCGCCUCGGGGCACGUGAGCCUCGUCGAAGGCAACGGCGGCUCGCCGAUUCGUCCCAUUUGUCGCCCGAUGACCCUCCUGGACUCCGACGCCGAGGCGGAGCCGAGCGAGGAUCCGGCCAAAGCGCCAUGCGUCGCGGCCGAUCCGACGAUGCUGGAGGGCGUGAUGCCGUCCAAGUUUGCCCGCAUGCUCCUGGACGAAAUGAGAGGGAGCCACCCGGCGGCAGCGAUGGCGGCUGGCAUCCUGGCCGAGAUGGAGGCCAAGCUUCAUGCCUGA
Messenger RNA from Drechmeria coniospora, 1971 nucleotides. RefSeq lists its product as uncharacterized. The record is from RefSeq and is a predicted model, not a curated record. The coding region runs from base 1 to 1971 and encodes 656 amino acids. Lineage: Eukaryota; Fungi; Ascomycota; Sordariomycetes; Hypocreales; Ophiocordycipitaceae. Gene Ontology annotation, biological process: DNA-templated transcription; regulation of DNA-templated transcription. The transcript is spliced from 5 exons. Gene Ontology annotation, molecular function: DNA binding; zinc ion binding; DNA-binding transcription factor activity, RNA polymerase II-specific.